This is a messenger RNA of Neoarius graeffei (lesser salmon catfish), 2269 nucleotides long. Its product is annotated as aminoacylase-1A-like. Gene Ontology annotation, cellular component: cytoplasm. Gene Ontology annotation, biological process: amino acid metabolic process. The transcript has 16 exons. Bases 454 to 1704 code for a protein of 416 amino acids. Gene Ontology annotation, molecular function: aminoacylase activity. The record is from RefSeq and is a predicted model, not a curated record. Lineage: Eukaryota; Metazoa; Chordata; Actinopteri; Siluriformes; Ariidae.
UCAGUUCAUAAACAACCCGCAGCCGAAGUGUGGACCCUCGCGUCCUGAGGAGUAUGGGAAAGUAGUAUGCUUUGAAAUGGAAUAUAAAGAUGCAACAAAAGCCCCAUUUUGUGUUGAUUAGUUUUUUCUUCCUUAACAAUCAACGACAUGUUUGACCUUAUAUUCCUGAGGUGCUGUUGUUUCCUCCGGGAGGAGAAGCUGCAGACUCGCCUACUGUUCAGUGUGAGAGAAUAGUGCGCGUUGUGUGAAAUUGUGCUGUUGCGAAACCCGGAGAUAAAAGUUCAGCUCCUGGUUUUGUCCUUGAUCACUUUGAAAGUCGGCUGGUUGUGGAGCUCCUGACCAACACCGAUCAACGCUGAGCAGGACACAGCAGAAGUUUAAUCUGUGUGUGUGUGUGAGGAAGAGAGAGAGAGACCCGUCAGCUCCUGUUAAUCAUCUCUGAGAGACAGCAGCAUGUUACCUGAUCAGGAUGGACAGAACACUGAAGGAGGAGGAGCAAGUGAAGAUCCCUCCGUUUCUCUUUUCAGGGAAUAUCUCCGUCUGAAGACAGUUCAUCCGGAACCAGACUAUGAUGCUGCUAUCAGGUUCCUUGGCAGGAUUUCAGAGGAACUUGGUUUGCCCAUGAAGAAAGUGGAGGCGUGUCCUGGGAGAGUCGUGACCAUCCUGACAUGGACAGGCACGAAUCCCGCGCUGAAGUCUGUCCUUCUCAACUCUCACACUGACGUCGUUCCUGUUUACCAGGAGCACUGGAAGUACGAUGCAUUCGCUGCUGUGAAGGAUGCUGAGGGGAACAUCUAUGGUAGAGGAUCCCAGGACAUGAAGUCGGUUGCCAUACAGUAUAUCGAAGCUAUUCGACGUCUGAAGGCUGCAGGGAAGACGUUCCCUCGCACCGUUCACUUGACAUUUGUCCCAGAUGAAGAGAUCGGCGGUCUGAAAGGAAUGGAGGCGUUUAUAAAGCACCCGGAGUUUCACAAGCUCAAUGUUGGCUUUGCUUUGGAUGAGGGUCUAGCCAAUCCCACAGAAACCUUCACAGUGUUUUAUGGAGAGAAGAAUCCUUGGUGGGUGACUGUUCGGUGUCCAGGCAGUCCGGGUCAUGGCUCCAGGUUUGUGGAAAACACAGCUGCUGAAAAACUGCGCCGGGUCAUUAAUUUCUUCCUGGAUUUCAGAGAGAGAGAGAGACAGCGACUUGAUGCGAAUGAGUGUUUCACACUGGGUGAUGUCACCACCGUUAACAUGACAAUGGUGAAAGGAGGCAUGGCUUACAACGUCGUACCUGCCGAGAUGGAUGUCAGCUUCGACAUUAGAAUCCCACCCACUGUCAACCUUCAGGAGUUUGAGGAGCAGAUUAAAGCGUGGUGUAAGGAAGCAGGUGAUGAUGUCACGUACAGUUUUGCUCAGAAAACGAUGACUCAGAACACGACGUCCACAGAGGACAGCGACCCCUGGUGGAGAGCAUUCAGCUCCACAUGCAAGUCCAUGAACAUGACGUUAAAGAAGGAAAUUUUUCCCGCUGCCACAGACAGCCGCUUCAUCAGAGCCGCGAAUCUGCCUGCGCUCGGGUUCUCUCCGAUGAACCACACCCCCAUCCUGCUGCAUGACCACAAUGAGUUCAUCAGUGAGGGUGUGUUCCUCAAAGGCAUCCACAUCUAUGAGACCCUCAUCCCUGCUCUUGCCAGUGUUCCCGCCCUGACCACUGAGGCCUAGACACACACACACACACACACACACACACACACACACACACUCUCUCUCUCUCUCUUUACGCCAGUCUUUCUCUAUUAAAGCACCCCAGUGUAUUGCAUUUCCACCUGCUCUUCAUCUCUCCACCUAAGGUUUUUUAAAAAAAAACACCAAAGAGCUGAGGGAACUCAUCCUGUCCGAGACCUCGGCCUCCUUCUCGCAUGUGCUUCUAAUCCAGCAACUCAGGAUUCUGCGUGUCAAAUCAGAAAUACUAACCUCAGUGUGACAUCGCUGCAGCCUCAGCAUGCUGUUGCUCUGUUACAGUGACGCUUGUUCAUCUGAGUAAACAAGAAGGAAGUCCUAAAUCUGCCUGUCAGUGAGCUCACAAGUAAGCGCUGUGUGUGUAUUAACGAGCAUACUCAUGAAAUAACGAAGGCGGUGAUAAUGUUGAAUUAGAAGUAGGAUGUCUCUGCUUUACUCAUGUUUACAGUCACUUAGCUGCAUAUGCAGUGAUGUUGAUUUUUUACUUGAUGUCACAAUGUUGAUUCAUACGCAUAUCUUAAUUAUUAAAUAUUUUAAAACAUCUAAA